CACAAAGCUGUGAAGCUUGAAGGAAACCAACAGAACUUCUGCUUAAACAGAGGAGCGAGGACACGUUUUUGACUGACUGUGGUGAUGAUUUGUCCACAAAACUCUGAACAAGGUGAAGCUGCUGCCUCUCAGCAUGAAAAACCAAACAGGAAGUCAAAUCUGCUUCUCUGGGCUCUGCUGGCUGCUGCUCUCAUCAUUAUCUACAGACUCGCUUUUGAUAAAAUUAGAACCAACAAAACUCUCCAAACCCUGAAGGAGGAGAAAGGAGCUCUACAGGAGGACAAUAAGGUUCUACAGGAGGACAAUAAGGCUCUACAGGAGGACAAUAAGGUUCUAAGUGAGGAAAUUGAAGCUCUGAGAAAACACAUCUCAGAUCACGUUUGUCUGAAGUUGGACAAAAACUGGGAGAAACAUGGAGACAAGUGUUAUUAUUUCAGUGACCGUUACUCAUCCUGGAAAGGGAGCAGAAGUUUCUGUGAGGAUCUGGGAGCAGACCUGGUGAAGAUCGACAGCAGAGAGGAGCAGGAGUUCCUGGUGGAGAAAGUGAAAACCUUUGUGAUGCUUGACAUUUCGGACGGUUUCUGGAUCGGACUGACAGACUCAGAGGUAGAAGGCAUCUGGACCUGGGUGGACGGAUCUCCACUGGACAGCAGAAUGAAGUUUUGGUUAGAAGGUCAGCCCGAUAACUCUAAAAAACGCAGUGCAUCUGGAGAGGACUGUGUGACGAUUCUGAAGAGAGAAGCUAAAGAUCUGAACACCUGGAAUGAUGACACCUGUAUCUUAGCUUUUAAAAGUAUCUGUGAGAAACCAGCAGGAACUGGACCGAGUUCAUCUGUUUGUGGCUGAAGUUCAGUUCAGUCUCUGGAACAACCUGAGUCCAGGAUCCAGGAGGAGCAGAGAUGAUGUUUGUAGAAAGUUCAUCUCACAAACAGCUGAAGCUUCAUUUUAAAUGUGUGGAAGAGAAAAAUUUUAUAUUUUCUCACAUUUUCUUUUUUCUCCUUUAGCUAAAAUACAAAAGCCUAACCCAUAAAUAAAAACAACAUUCAAUCAUAAAUUAGCUUUUUGAACUUUGUUUAUGAAUUUUAAAUAUUUAACAUACAUUUUUAAUGCCGCCCUACAUGUGGUGCUGCUUUGAUGGAUUAUUGGAUCAAAGUUCUGGUUCCUUGAUCUCUGUCAGAUUUAGCUAAGUGGCUUUUUACUGUGAGCAUAGAUUUUAUUUGUUCUGAAUUUAUUUUACGGAAUCAAACCGGACCCAGGCCCGGAGCGGCUAAUCGGGAGGGUCUGGACAAUUCCCGGUGGGCCGGUCUGAUAUUUGGGUUCACAAGGGCCGGUGUUGUGUUUCUGGACCGGUGUUCCGUCAUCAUGCCACUGGGUUGAUCCCCAAGGCCGCCUACCUGACAGGGCCUAUCACAGUGGUGCAAAAAGUGGGUGUGCAGUGUAUGCGGCGCAUAGGGGCGCCAGGCUGGAGGGGGCGCCAUAGCAAUGAUGCAAAAAUAUUUUAGUCUGCAUUUCCUGUGUUUAAUGGCACCUGUGUUUAGUCCGUUUGUGUAUCUGCAACUUAUUUACUUAAUAACAGAGAAGCAUGUGUGAUUAGGCCAAUCAGAAGUUCCCAGUGGGUCAGUCUGGUCGCUGUUUUUAGUUGUUGCUUUCAGGCCGGUGUUCAGAUUACACUCUAUAGGUCACCUGCUGCUGAUGAGAGGACUUCUCCUGUCAGUGUGGAAGGAACAGGUGAGCUGCUGCUUUAGCUCCUAGAGACACUCUCCAUGCCCAGACUGUAGUGACCUGUUAUUUAUAAUUUUAUAAUUAAUAAUAAGUUAAUAAAUACACUAAAGCCACAGCACGUGAUAGAAAGUAAGAUUCAAUAAGUCUGAAUCUUUUCUCCCACAGCUCAGCUCUGUUAUAGAAAUAAGCAGCUGGACAACAUCAAGUAUAAAACGUGUUCACAGAUAACUAAUAUUUUAUAGAAAAAACUAUAUGAAUUUUUCAUUUUAAGAUUUACUUUAUUUAAGGUUAUCUAAGGUUUGGAUGUCUGUGAACAUUACAUAUUGUUCUCAUUGGUGUAAAAAACAUAAUAAUGUCAUGCAUGAUAUUAUUAAUAACAGGUCAUGAUCUAGUCGGUCUGAGGUCUAAAACUCUGCCCUGGGCCUAAAGCCCUGCAGACAGAUUUAGUUUCUAUAAACAACAACAAAUAAAAAACAGCUGCUGGAUUCUACUUUGUUCCUGAAAUUGAGUCACAUAGUUUAACAAGUUCUGCACGCUAUAGAAAAUAUAAUCAAUCACAUAUAAUAUUAUAACGCCAUAGAUACUACAUUCUAACUCUAAAUGUUUCUUCUCAAAAUGCACCAGACUGAUGCUUUUAGAUAUAAAAUAUCCUAGAGUAGUUCAAGAUUUAUCCUCUUUUUCCCUCUGAUCUUGUUCAUGUCUGCUCUGGUCUUUCAUGUCUUGUACCACACCUUGUGGUGGUGUAUAAGUACUGGAGGAUAUUUCAAAUACACUUUAGAAAGGCAGCUUAAAAGAUAGAGUUCAAUAAAGAGGUGUGUGUGUGUGUGUGUGUGUGUGUGUGUGUGUGUGUGUGUGUGUGUGUGUGUGUGUGCCUUUGUCUGCCUGCUCUGUCUUCUCGAUCCCAAGUGAGUCGUGGAGGAUGGCUGCUUAUACUGAGCCAGGAUUCUCUGGAGGUUUCUUCCUGUUAGAAGGGAGUUUUCCUCUCCACUUUCGCUGCAUGCUUGCUCAGUAUGAGGAUUGCUGUAUAGACACUGACACUAGUCAGUGACUCGAUGCAAUUUGCUGGGUUCCUAUAGGAAACAUUAUUUCUGAUUGGCUUAAUGAACUGUGAAUUGGAAUGUUUAUUAUGUGAAGUGCCUUGAGACGACUUUUGUCGUGAUUUGGCACUUUAUAAAUAAACUUGAAUUGAAUUGAAUUGAAUACACACAACAUUCCUGACAAUUGCAUUCAUGCACUGUGGUCCUGUCCACCUGUCCAGGAAUUUUGGGGAAGAGUAUGUGAAGACAUGUCAAAGUCUCUGAAAUGUCAUAUCCCAACCACGCCUUCUCUUUGUUUACUGGGAAAUCUGGACGAUGUCCCGAUUGAAACAUCUGUGGUUCACGUGGUUCUGACUGCCAUAUGCAUCGCUAAGAAAACUAUCCUCUUGAAUUGGAAGAAUAGAGAAACUCUCUGCAUUAACCAGUAUAGAAAUCUUUUGUUAGAUCAUAUUACACUUGAUUUAGCCUCUGCUUCCACUUCAGAUCAAUCUCUCUGGGCUCCUUUGAUCAGAUCCAUCACAUUGCGGUGAUGGGAGACCGUUGAUGUUGUCCUGUGGGAUGAUGUGGGUGUG
Molecule: messenger RNA, 3331 nt
Organism: Nothobranchius furzeri (turquoise killifish)
Lineage: Eukaryota; Metazoa; Chordata; Actinopteri; Cyprinodontiformes; Nothobranchiidae
Product: hepatic lectin-like
Molecular function (GO): signaling receptor activity
Source: RefSeq, a predicted model, not a curated record